Molecule: messenger RNA, 2226 nt
Organism: Podarcis lilfordi (Lilford's wall lizard)
Lineage: Eukaryota; Metazoa; Chordata; Lepidosauria; Squamata; Lacertidae
Source: the annotation of a GenBank genome assembly
AUGGCACAGGAAGCAGAUGAUUGUGAUGACUUUGACAUCUCUCAGUUAAAUUUGACUCCUGUGACUUCUACAACGCCAUCGACGAACUCACGUGAGUAUUCCCCGUUUUUCUGCCGCAACCUUCCACACAUUGUUUCCCUUUUCUGAGAUGGAGCUGUCAGAAGUAUCCAUGAAUGUAAUUAAAAAUUAAAUAAAUUGGGCGUCUUUGAAGUUGGGAAGACAUGAAAUCGAGGAUAAUCGCAUGGAGUUCAUGGAUGUCCGUAAUUAAUUACACACAUUACUUUUAAUGAAUUUCAUUUUUGAAAGACAGUGUAAUUUAGUUGUUGAAAGACAGUGUCAUCUUAAAUAUGCAUAAAAACUGGCUUGCACAAUCGGCUUUGGAAGUUCCCAAAGCUGGGAUUCUGUUUGCUAUAUUCAUGAACUAAGGAAAUCCAGAAAUUUGGUGAGGGUUUCUGCUCCCCUCCUCCAAUGGAAGCUGUGCUUGAUGCAAUGGUGGCUUAUUGAUUUUGGAUUCAUAAUUACCAGCCUUACUUGAGCAUUGUGAUUACAUUGUUGCAAAAACAUUUUGUGUGAAUCAACCCUAAAUUAAGAAUUGCUGAUGACAUGAUUCCCGUGCUUAAACACACAAUAAAACUGGAUGGAGGAGUUGGAUUUAAGCAGGUGUAGUGAUGGAUCAUCACUGCACUGAAGCAACAUUCCUUUAGUGUGCUUAAUGUGUAUUUCUGAUGGUACUGCAACAAUUGCAUUGCAAGUGAUUUCAGUGGACUACUGCUAAUUUUAUACUUCAUUUGUUUCACAGUGUAGUUAGAAGAAAUGACUCAGUAGGCAUCUGUAGUUUUUUAAAAGAUGGACAUCUUCCAGUGAUAGAAAGCUUCUAUUAUUUAUUUAUUUAUAUUUAUCUAAUUUUUGUUAAAGAUUUUAAGAUAAACGCAUUGGUACUGCUGCAUAAAUUAAAAACAAAGUAAACCCAGGACAUUGUUUGUUGUCAUAUGAAUGAUAAGAGGUUGCUGAAUUUUGCAAACUAAAAUUAAAAUAUUUUGAAUCUUUCAAAACUGUCAAACUCAAUGGUUCCCAAACACUUUACUAAGAGCAAUUUUGCCUUUUAAGACAAGUUUCUCAGAUCCAUUUAUUGUUAAUCUUGGGGGGGUGGGAUUGCCAAACCACACAGUGGCACUAGGCUCAUAGCCCACCCAGACACCUGCCAGCAGGUUCUCUGGUGAUAUUUAGGAGUCAGUCAUCCAUUCAAUUCAAAUUAUCUCUAUUGUCUUUAUUCAGCUCCAACUCCUGCUCCUAGACAAAGUUCUCCAUCCAAAUCCUCAGCAUCUCAUACCAGUGACCCUGCUGCAGAUGACCUCUUUGAAGAGGGCUUUGAAAGUCCAAGUAAAAGUGAAGAACAGGAAGCGGUAAGUGGGGCAAUUCCAAAUCAUUAACCCAUAAACUGCUCAGUUACCAUGUACAUGGUUCACAGUUUUGAAAAUUUUGAAAAUUAUAGUCAAGUUCUACUUUGCAUGAGUACUAAAACAUUUGCUGUAGAUCACAUUAAAGGUAGUAUUCAAUCAGCAAAAUUGGACUGUAGAAGAAAAUAGAGGAGAGUUUUCUAGUCCAGUUAUAGACAAUUAACAUUGACUUUGGGCAAUGAAGGUGGCCCUACAAAACAUAGAGAGUUAGGAUAUGAACCCAAAUGUUCCCUCAAUUUUUCUCCUUAUUUGAUGCAAUGUUUAAUCAAACGGAAGGAGAAAUAAUGAACCCAGCCCUCUUCCCCCACCCUUCAAACGCUUCCGAUUUUCUCCUGACUGCUCACAACUAAUGUAAAUUACAGAGGACAGAGUGUUGAUCAGUGCUCCCACUUCACUCUUCCAGUUUCCCCAUCAGCACCGAUAUGUGCUAGACUAGCACGUAUACUGCUGAAGCAAAAACGUGUAAGUCAAAAUGGAAGAUUGCACAGAUUAACUUAACAUUUUUAUCUACAUGUCAGCUUAUGCAGUCUAUUUGAGUGUUCCUACUUGUUAUACAUUUCUGCUGGAUUGUUCUCUCAUGAUUUAUUAGUCUGUAUCUACCUCCUCCUGCCAGCUCUUCGAAGAGACAGAAUUCAGGAGGCGCAACUGUGAAUUAGAUUUCAAGAACCGGAAGCAGCAGUGUGCCAUCAAAGCUUUGUGUGAUGGCACCAUUGUAGCCAAUAUAAAUUUGCAGUUCUGCCUUAGAAACACAGAAGGAUAUUGGGGCUGA